ACAUGUAUGGUCAGUCUAACACUGGUGAGGCAGAAGAGUCCCUGAGCCCUGAUGAAGGUGGCUGUUGCCUUGCUGGGACAGGGAGAGGAGAGCCAAGAGGAGCAGCCCAGGGAAAGGUGCUUAUCGAUGAGCUGGGGAUGCUGACGUCAGGCAGUGCUGGCUGUGAGACUGAGGCUGCAGGAGGUCUGAGCUCUAACAUUAUCUGCAGCUUUUCAGCAGCAGCAGCAGCCUCAGCACAGAGCCAGGAGCAUCACUUGUGGAGGAGAGAGGGGACCUCCAGCCAGGAGUCACGCACAGCUAUUGUAUCCAAGGGGAAGGAGGGGGAAGAGAGAGGGAGAAGGGAGAGCUCAUCAAGUCAUGCAGGAUUGACUGCAUAGGGGAAGGUAAUCGAUGGCAAAGCUUUGAAUCUGAAUUAGCCUGGAAAGCAAAAGGAGAAGAAAGGAGAGGAGGAGGAGGGGGGCAAUACACGGAAUCUGGUGAGGAAGAUGGAGCUCACAAUGGAGAAUUUAGGGAACCUACACAGUGUGACCCACUCUCAGGCUGGGGAGAUAAUGAGCUCCUCGCACAGCAGGCAGCCAUCCCACAGGAACCUGGUGUCCCAUGGCCGGCCUGCUAUGGUAACCAGCAUGACUUCCAUCCUGGACGGAGGGGAAUACAGAUCUGAGCAUCUCGGCGGCCCAUUGCAUCCAGCCAUGAACAUGUCCUGUGAAUCCCCAUCAGGGAUGAGCCUUAGCAGCACCUACACCACUCUAACCCCUCUCCAGCACCUGCCGCCCAUAUCCACGGUAUCUGACAAAUUCCACCAUCCGCACCAUCACCACCACCAUCAUCAUCACCACCAGAGACUCGCCGGCAACGUGAGCGGCAGUUUCACCUUAAUGAGGGAUGAGAGAGGGCUGGCAUCAAUGGGAAACCUCUAUGGCCACUAUCCAAAGGACAUGACAACAAUGGGGCAACCGCUGUCUCCGCUUUCCAAUGGCCUGGGCACUUUGCACAACUCACAACAGUCCCUGGGCCCCUAUGGCCCAGGAGGACACCUGAGUAAUGAAAAAAUGUUAUCACCCAACAGCUUCGACUCCCAUGCUGCCAUGCUUUCCAGGAGUGAAGACCACCUGACCAGGGGCUUGGGUGGCCCAGGUGCUGGCAUGAUGCCACCUUUAAAUGGAAUGCACCCACAUGGCCACCACCACGUCUCAUCCAAUGGCUCCCUCCUGGGUGAUAGAGAAAGGCAGGCGUCCACCUCUGGUUCUCAGGCUGGAGGCAAUGGUCAAGUAGAGGAAAUUAAUACCAAAGAGGUGGCUCAGCGGAUCACCGCCGAACUGAAGCGAUACAGCAUCCCACAAGCCAUCUUUGCCCAGAGGAUCUUGUGCAGGUCACAGGGAACCCUGUCCGAUCUCUUGAGGAAUCCAAAACCUUGGAGUAAGCUUAAGUCUGGGCGAGAGACCUUUAGGAGAAUGUGGAAGUGGCUCCAAGAGCCUGAGUUUCAGAGAAUGUCUGCUCUCAGGCUGGCAGCUUGUAAACGCAAAGAACAAGAACAGCAAAAGGACCGCAACCUUCAGCCAAAAAAGCAAAGGCUGGUCUUCACCGACCUUCAGAGACGGACCCUGAUUGCGAUUUUCAAAGAAAAUAAGCGUCCAUCCAAAGAAAUGCAGAUUACCAUCUCUCAGCAGCUAGGCCUGGAGCUUAACACGGUCAGUAACUUCUUCAUGAAUGCACGUCGAAGGUGCAUGAACCGGUGGCAAGAAGACCCAGGGUCAAAUCCUGGAAUACCUUCUGCAUCCACAAGCACUUUCUCCAAAGCAUGAGUUGUCAUCUUUUCUAGGAAAUCCCCAGUUGCAUCAGACAAAACUUUGAGAAAAUAACAAAUAAAACAGUAAAUAAUUCCUCUAAAGAAAGAACCAAAGAACAUCUACUUAAAAAGGAAAGGAAAUAAAACUGCUGCAGAAGACAAAAUCAAGGCGCAACAUAGCUCCCUAUAAAAUAAGGUUAAGGGAGUUGUAAAAUGGAGAGAAUCAAUACAACAUUAUGAAUUAUGGUGGAAAAAAUGUGCUGGACUCAAAAUAUGCAAUUUUUAAAACAGAAAAUUCAUUCAUAAUUUUCAUUAACAAAAGUGGCUGUCAUGACUUCCUUAUACUUUAUAAAUAUAAAAAAGUAUUAGUCGUCUACGAUCUAUAAGGAAAUUGAACAAUAAAUAAUAAGAGGACAGCUAAAACUAGAGAUUCUACAAGCACAUUUUAACCGGAUAAGACAAGCUUCCUGUUAUUGACUUUUAAGUUAAUUUUUAUGGAGAAAGUGGCCAAACUGCUAUAAUUUAGAUCCAUAGUACUUCAAACCACCUCAGAAAGCAUCACAACACAGAUCUACAACAGAGGAAUUUGUUUAAACACUAUUUCAUUAUUAAAGUAUU
This is a messenger RNA of Xenopus tropicalis (tropical clawed frog), 2407 nucleotides long. It is a transcript of the gene onecut3, whose product is annotated as one cut homeobox 3. Gene Ontology annotation, molecular function: DNA binding. The record is from RefSeq and is a predicted model, not a curated record. The coding region runs from base 486 to 1805 and encodes 439 amino acids. Gene Ontology annotation, cellular component: nucleus. The transcript is spliced from 2 exons. NCBI's taxonomy places the organism in Eukaryota, Metazoa, Chordata, Amphibia, Anura, Pipidae.